Dendronephthya gigantea is the source of this 1597-nucleotide messenger RNA. RefSeq names its product adenylosuccinate synthetase isozyme 1-like. Gene Ontology annotation, cellular component: cytoplasm. Gene Ontology annotation, molecular function: adenylosuccinate synthase activity; GTP binding. The record is from RefSeq and is a predicted model, not a curated record. The coding region runs from base 122 to 1435 and encodes 437 amino acids. The transcript has 16 exons. Lineage: Eukaryota; Metazoa; Cnidaria; Anthozoa; Malacalcyonacea; Nephtheidae. Gene Ontology annotation, biological process: IMP metabolic process; 'de novo' AMP biosynthetic process.
UGGAAACAAUUUCUAAUUGCGGGAAGGAAAGAGCGCGAAAUUUCUGUUUCGAUUUUCGAUUCCAACUUCUACGGGAAUAUUGUGAAACAUUUUGUUUAAUACUGACACGCCGAUCGUCGCCAUGAAUUCACACGAUCAUAGAUCAAAUAUAAACGAUAAACUUGGCAAAGUCUCGGUUGUCCUCGGGGCUCAAUGGGGUGACGAAGGCAAAGGCAAGGUCGUUGAUUUAUUAGCAGGGAAUGUUGAUCUGGUUUGUCGUUAUCAGGGUGGUAAUAAUGCUGGACAUACUGUUUCUGAUGGUGCUACAACUUUCUUUUUUCAUGUAAUUCCAAGUGGCAUUAUUCACAAAAAUUGUAAAAGCAUCAUUGGCAAUGGAGUUGUGAUCCACAUUCAACAAUUGUUUAAUGAAAUUGAUGAGAAUGUCAAGAAAGGGCUUACUGGAUGGGAAGAGCGAUUACUCAUAUCUGAUCGAGCUCAUAUUGUGUUUGACUUUCUUCAACAAGUUGAUGGCAUCCAGGAAACCUCACAACGUAAAGUCAGUCUUGGCACAACUAAAAAAGGAAUUGGUCCGACAUAUGCAGCUAAGGCUUCCAGAUCAGGAAUAAGAAUAUGUGAUUUAAUUGGGGAUUUUGAGUAUUUCAAGGAAAGGUUCCAGUCAUUAUCAGCUUUCUAUGAGAGAGCAUAUCCUGGCUUGAAGAUAAAUGUUGAUGAAGAACUUGAAAAAUAUAAGAAAUGUGCUGAGAAGAUUCGACCUUAUGUAUGCGAUACAGUCAGUUUCAUGCACUCCGCUUUGGAGCAGAAGAAACGAAUUCUCGUCGAGGGAGCAAAUGCCAUGAUGUUGGAUAUCGACUUUGGAACGUAUCCAUUUGUAACUUCCAGCAGCUGUUCGUCUGGCGGUGUGUCUGCGGGGCUUGGGAUCCCCCCCAGAACGAUUGGUACAAUUAUAGGUGUUGUGAAAGCAUAUACCACGAGGGUUGGACCAGGGGUCCUACCUACGGAACAGUUAAAUGAAAUUGGCGACACUCUUCAAAGAGUUGGAAGAGAGUUUGGUGUUACGACUGGCAGACGAAGGAGAUGCGGUUGGCUUGACCUGGUCGUUGUUAGAUACACAAACAUGAUCAACGGCUACACGAGUUUAGCUGUAACUAAACUGGACAUUCUUACGAAUCUUGGUGAUCUGAAAAUCGCAAUAAAUUAUACAUAUAAGGGAGAAACACUCUCGUCUUUUCCAGCAUCUUUGGAAAUUCAAAACGAAAUGCAAGUUGAGUACAUAACAUUACCCGGAUGGACGGAAGACAUCGGAAAUGUUCGGAAAUUUGAAGAUUUACCCGAAGCCGCACAAAACUAUGUCAGAACCGUGGAAAAGUACACAGGCCUACCAGUUGAAUAUGUUGGAGUUGGUCCAACACGCGACGCCAUGAUCAAAUUAUUUUAGAAUUCCUCAUUUAUUCCGUUCUGUUCUGCCAUUUUUAACUAGUUGAAUGUCAUAUUGUCCAAGUAGUUAAUUUCGUCCAACUUAGACAAUAAGAGAGACACUAGAUUGGUUACUAGAUUAGAUAGGUUUUUUCCUCAUAAAUAUAAAUUCUUUAACCACUUA